Molecule: messenger RNA, 2361 nt
Organism: Nilaparvata lugens (brown planthopper)
Lineage: Eukaryota; Metazoa; Arthropoda; Insecta; Hemiptera; Delphacidae
Exons: 2
Coding region: 798-1991 (397 amino acids)
Source: RefSeq, a predicted model, not a curated record
AAAAUUUCUUUUAAAUUAUGCUAAAGUAGCAUAAAUGUAAAUCUACAAUGCCUGAUUGAAUUUUAUAUUUGAAUAACCCCAGUUGGGUUUUUUUUAUUUUACCAUUAAUUUUGAAUGACCGGACAAAUAUAAUACCAGGAUAAAUACAGGAUGAAGGAGACUACACAUUUUCCAUAAACUCAAGCAAAUUCAACCAAAUAUUUUGGAAUUCCAGUACAGUAUGAAAGUUAAAUUUACAAUUCGAAGUGGGGUAAGCAGAACACUUGUUUUACAAUUCGGCUUCUAAUUCAACCAAGUCCAUCGAAUUUUAUGAGUUUCAAACUUCGUUAAUCGUCGCUUAUCUACGAUUCCACAUCACACUGAAGCUUCAGUUGUAGGCCUACCGGGUUACUAACAUAGAUUUAAUAAUCAAAACUUGUAAACUGAAUAUUUUGUAACUUCAGAAAUGAAAUUGAUUUUUAAUGUUGAAAAUAUAAGAUUCAAUCGGACUUGGCUUAAAUUUUAUUUCAACCAGGAUUGCCAAAAUAUUCACUGGCCCUCAUGACCAGCAUUGCUUCCUACUUGUUAGGCAGUCUUAUUUGAGAUUACUCAAAUAGGGUUGGUUACAAUUGGUAGCAGAACGUGGUUCUAAUGUGGUUCUGCCUUUUAAUUUAUAUGGAAAUCUUGGUUGAAAUUGAAGUAUAAUUUAUUUAGUAUGGUUACUGAGAGAGAGCUUAGUACUGAGCAAUUAUUUUCAUGAUUUGUAUUUUGUACCGUAUUGAAUUGUUUCACUUGCUAUAACCAUCGAUUUUGUAAUCAUGGAAAAACUAAAUCAGACUAUUUCUGAUGAAAUUGAUCUGAGUAAAUUUUUAACUCAGAAAAUUAUUCCUGAUUAUCUUGUGAAACCUAACCUUGUUUUUGAACUCAUGACCUUGGGAGAAGACUUGUCAAGUCUUGAGUCAUGCAAUGUGAGUAAUCUUAGAUCUAGCUAUCGUUCAUUAGCAGGUAAUAGUACCAAUCAAAUUAUUCAUAAUUUGUCAAGUUAUAAUGAGUCAGUCAAUUGUCUUAGAGAAAAACUUCCAAAAGUAAUGGAACUUAUUGACACUGUACAAAAUGGUGUGCAAACUGGAUAUUACAGAACUGUAAUCAGAGCUAAUGUAGUAAAAAUUGAGUCAAUAUUUAUGCAUUAUUUAAAUAGGAUGAAACAAAUUAUUGUAUUUUUACAAACGGAGAGUGAAGAAACUCUUGUCUUAACUGAAAAUUUGGAUGAGCUUUCGAAUUUUGCAAAACAUUUUAUUGAUUGUUAUAAUAGAAUUAUUGAACUACAAAGCUUGAUUGCUCCAUCUAGACCACCAUCACCGAAUCCAGCUGCUUUACUGGAACCUUUUCCUAGUCAAUCCAAAGUUGUAAUUAAUAAAAAUUUAGGAACUAGUUCAAAGGAUACUUGUGCUGUUACAUUGUGUGAACCUGGUACAAGUGGUGAGUCUACAACUGAAUUUGAAAAUAUUGGUCCAUCAAAACUCAAUCAUGGUUAUCAAGUUAAUAAUUUGAUCCCUAGACCAACUUUGGAAAUUGAUUCAAGUUUCUACAAUAAAUUGAGAAAUCCUGUAGAAAGCUUCUUGAAAAAUCUUCAGCCUUGUGAUGGAUUAAAUAUUGAUAGCUUAUUGAAAUUCUUGGAAGCUGCUAUAAAAAUUCAUGAUUUAUCAGUUAUGUCUGACACAAGCCUAUUGCAAAUUCUUGUUCCUUAUACAACUGGACCUCUAGGUGAUAAAAUAUUGUACUCUUUGAAUUCUAAUGCUAGCUUCAAACAAUUUCACCUUGACUUGUUGAAAUAUUUUAUCCCUCAGCGUCUUCUCUCAACAAUUAAGAGAGAUAAAUUUGAUAGAUUGCAAGGACCUUGUGAAGCCCUAUCAUCAUACGUGACAAGUAUCAAAGAAGCAGCGAAAUUAUUAUUAUUGGAUGAGAGUGAAGCUGAAAUUGUUUUUUUUUAUUUUACCAUUAAUUUUGAAUGACCGGACAAAUAUAAUACCAGGAUAAAUACAGGAUGAAGGAGACUACACAUUUUCCAUAAACUCAAGCAAAUUCAACCAAAUAUUUUGGAAUUCCAGUACAGUAUGAAAGUUAAAUUUACAAUUCGAAGUGGGGUAAGCAGAACACUUGUUUUACAAUUCGGCUUCUAAUUCAACCAAGUCCAUCGAAUUUUAUGAGUUUCAAACUUCGUUAAUCGUCGCUUAUCUACGAUUCCACAUCACACUGAAGCUUCAGUUGUAGGCCUACCGGGUUACUAACAUAGAUUUAAUAAUCAAAACUUGUAAACUGAAUAUUUUGUAACUUCAGAAAUGAAAUUGAUUUUUAAUGUUGAAAAUAUAAGAUUCAAUCGGA